CAAAGAAAAAAAAUGCCUAAUUGCCACCCACCCAUACAUACAUUGUAUAAGCACAUCACCCCCCAUUUGCCUUUGCCUCCACCCAACCUUUCUUCUCUAUUUUUUUUGCCCUUCUUUAUAGGGUUUCUUCAUGACCCAUAGCUUCUCAGCUUUCUGAUGCAUUCAAUUUUUGAAUCUUUACUAUUCAUCACCAUCACCCUCCUCUUUGAUCUCUCACUUUUUCCUCUCUUUGGAGGGUUUUUUGGGCUCUUUCUGUCCAGAUUUGAUCUCCCUGCGGCUUUCAAGACAUACCCAUGUCUCAGCUCGUUGAAUUCAGUGGUGUUGAUGAUUUUUGCCAUGGAGGGCCUAAGGAUUCCAUGCUCCUCUUGUCCCUCGGUCGCCAAACCGAUGUGUAUUUCCCCUCACGCAAGCGGUCACGCAUCAGUGCAGUGCCUUUUGUAUUCCCAGGAGAAAUCUUUCGGCAGAAGAAGCCGCAAGUUUCCAUUGACGUCCUUCCGGACGAAUGCCUCUUCGAGAUUCUCAGACGCCUGCCCGGCGGGCAGGAGAGAAGUGCCUGCGCCGGUGUGUCCAAACGUUGGCUCAUGCUUCUAAGUACCGUCCACAGGGAUGAGAUAGCCGCAGCAACUGAAAAACCCAACGAGCCAACGGAGCCAAAGAAAAGGGUAAAUCCGUCCGUUACGAAAUCCGUACCUGCUAUGUCUGGCAGCAAGAAAGACGAAUUCGCCCUCCCAUGUGAAGCUGAGGCGGAAGUUGAAGAUGAAAAGGACGGCGGGUUUCUCUCGCGGUGUCUUGAGGGGAAGAAAGCUACAGAUCUCAGACUUGCUUCUGUGGCUGUGGGGACCGUCAGCCGUGGAGGAUUGGGAAAGUUAUCCAUUAGAGGAAGCAAACAUUCUCUCGUGACGGAUUCUGGUCUCAAGGCUAUUGGCAGGUGUUGUCCUUCCCUGAAGUCUCUCUCUCUCUGGAACAUUCCGGCCAUAACUGACGAAGGGUUAUCUGAGAUAGCCACCGGAUGCUGUCAGAUUGAGAAGCUUGAUAUUUCCCAAUGCCCUGGAGUCACUGACAAGUCAUUGACAUUGAUCGCGAAAAGAUGCCCCAAUCUGGUAUCUGUGAGCAUGGAGUCUUGUUUGAACAUCGGAAACGAAAGCCUGCAAGCUCUCGGUCAGCACUGCCCGAACCUGACGACCGUCACGGUCAAGAACUGCCCGCUUGUUGGAGACCAGGGGCUUGCGAGUCUUUUCGCAUCGGCGGGUACCCAUCUUGCGAAGGUAAAGCUGCAGUCUUUGAAUGUCACGGACCUCUCCCUAGCCGUUAUCGGGCAUUACGGUGUCGCUUUGACUGAUUUAACGCUGGUUGGCCUUCAGAGCGUAAACGAGAGGGGUUUCUGGGUGAUGGGUAAUGGUCAGGGCUUGCAGAAGCUGAGGUCACUCGCGGUGGCAUCUUGCCUGGGCGUUACGGAUCCGGGUGUCGAGGCGUUGGGGAAAGGCUGCCCUAACCUGAAACAAAUUUGUUUCCGAAAAUGCCCUUCCCUGUCCGACAACGGAGUGGUUUCUUUCGUCAAAGCUGCCACGCCACUCGAGAGCAUGGUGUUGGAUGAGUGCCACAGGAUCACCCAAGCCGGGUUUUUCGGCAUUCUCUUACUCUCUUGUGGUAAACUGAAGGCUCUCUCGUUCUCCAACUGUUUUGGAAUCAAGGAUUUGGGAUUCUGGAAUCCGGUUUCGUUGUCCCCUUGCAAGUCUCUCAGAUCAUUGUCCAUUUCCAACUGCACCGGGUUCAACGAUGCCACUUUGUCAAUUCUGAGCAGGAUCUGCCCUAACCUUGUCCACGUCAGCAUCACUGGGCUCCACGGUGUUACAGACCACGGGCUUCUCCAGAUUGUUCAAAACUGUGAUGCUGGUCUGGUCAAGGUGAACCUGAGCGGAUGCGUAAAUGUGACCGAAAAGACCGUUUUGCCCCUAGUGAAACUACACGGGGAGACUCUCGAGCUGCUGAAUCUCGAGGGGUGCGGGAGGGUGACGGACGGGAGCUUGUACGCGAUUUCGGAACACUGCUCGGUUCUGCACGAACUCGACGUGUCCAAAACCGGGGCGGGCGAUUUGGGGAUUGCAGCUCUGGCUGCCGGUCCGGUCCGGACUGGUCUGCGGAUCCUUUCACUCUCCGGAUGCACCCUGCUGUCCGACAAGUGCUUGCCUCACUUGGCUGAGGUGGGGUCCGGCCUCGCAGGGCUGAGCAUACAGGGCUGCGCCGGAAUCAGCCAGCGUGGGGCCGGUCUGCUCGCCGAAAAGCUUUGGAAGUGUGAUAUCCUCUCCUGAAAACCAGGAGAGGGGUUUGUCAAGUCUGUUUUUCGUUCUUUUUUUGUGGGUCCGAGAUCUCGGUUCUUCUUUUUCCCAGAAAGCCAUGGCCGGUUUUUUUUGCAGCUUCCAGGAGCUGUUUCAGAAGCUUUUUUGUCUCUCCCCAGAGAGAUUCUUUCUUCAUUCACGGCCAUACUUUGCUGUGAUCAUCACACAAAUCCUGAGGUUCUUGAUCUGUAGUUUCUUGAUGUUCUUCGUCAGGUAUUAACUUUACGUUCGAAAAAAAAGAAGAAAAAAAAGAAGUUUUUAGCUUGAUGCUUUAGGCUGAUGAGCUUUGGUUAAAGGUGUGUUUGGUUUCCUCCUUGUACUUGUAUUUGUGUUGUGUUCUUUGGGUGCUUGGUUUGGUGUGUUUGGUUAGUUGGUUGGUUGGUUUUGGCAGUUCUUAGGUUUGACGCUUUUGCUUCCCGUGGGCAUUGGGUCGUGCAACGACAGCCUUUUUUGGUUGUUUUUUUUUCUCGUAUCGUUUCGUUUUUUCCCAAUGCCGAGUUUUGCAAGCGUCGAUUGUUUAGAUGAAUUGCUCAAAUGCAACCAACCAUAUCCUCUUGUUUGUGAUGUAAUGAUAUCAAUAAUGGAAGUUGUACUUGUACUUUAUUAUUUAUUUGUUCUGUGUGUGUCACACUCUUUGGAGUCAAAAACAAAAAAAAAUGUAAAAGGGUUGG
Molecule: messenger RNA, 3007 nt
Organism: Cuscuta campestris
Lineage: Eukaryota; Viridiplantae; Streptophyta; Magnoliopsida; Solanales; Convolvulaceae
Source: the annotation of a GenBank genome assembly